Molecule: messenger RNA, 991 nt
Organism: Lasiosphaeria miniovina
Lineage: Eukaryota; Fungi; Ascomycota; Sordariomycetes; Sordariales; Lasiosphaeriaceae
Exons: 1
Coding region: 292-951 (219 amino acids)
Source: RefSeq, a predicted model, not a curated record
AAAGCACGCAUCUCACAACGAUAGCAGCUGCUCGGUUUCAGCAUCUGAGGCCAACAGCAAAAUCCCGUCGGGGGAUUUUAGAUGUGGCUGUCCCCCAGUGUGGACCAAUCUCGUCGUAACCCUGACAUGAACUGUAGAGUAGUCACGAUGGCAUAUGAUGCCGGGGUGGACAUCGCAGGACAGGGUUGUCUGGAAGCACGGCAAGAUAUUGGGUAAAUUUGCCCACGGUAGCACAUAAGGGAUACGGCUCCUUCUCCCUAUCUCUUACAUCACCUCUCAUUGAGCUGAGAAAUGAGAUCGGAGCCGGCAGCUAAUAUGCGGGGUGGCCAACAAGCCAGGGGCAGUCCUGUGACAGCUGUCUGUAUGCCACGCCCCUGCCUCGACCGCACAGUUCCGGGCGGGGACGUGUUCUGGAAGGCUUCGAUGCAGCUAGCUGUGUGCCCUUGGCUCGCCGAUUGCAGCCGAUUGCAGCGACUUGAAACUCGGACGGGCAGCGUCAGGCUGAGAGGAUCCUUGCCAGAUUGGCCAAUUUCAGGGCCGAAGGCUCCCAGGUCCUUGCGGUUCGCCCAAAGUGAGCACCUUGGAGAGAAGCCCUCAGCGUGGUAUUCCAGGGUCGGGCGAUGCGGGCGGACGGCGGCGAUACGAGGCCAUUGGGCGGGCGACGGAUCAGAGUUGAGCCAUGAGCACGCCCUCUGCGGCGCAGUGCUUGUCUUGUGCUGCAUCUCAGCCUGUUUCGAAACAUCCGAUCGCUGCCAGCCAGUCAAAACCCCCCAUGGACAGGCUCCUGGCUCUCUUGUUGCCAAAAACAGCUACGUUUCAGGGGAGACCCACAUCCCACUCUCACAUCACUUGCAGCCUAGAGGCGUGGAAGGGAAGGAUGGAGAGGAGGAGAGGGGAGGGGGGGUGGAAAUGCUGGUGGGCAGCAAGCGGGCGUGUGGUGGAAGUGCUUAGGUCUGGCAGCACGCACUUGCGGCUCUUGCAGACUAAUUAG